AUGGGUGACGACAGCCGGCUCUGGCUAGCGACCCAUGGUAAAAGCGAGAAAAUUAGCGGCCCAUCUGGAGAAGCUCUGGAGAGUUCACAUGCGCAAGGAGGUGCAAGCUCUACGAACUGGCGUGUGCCGGACUUUCGAUCGCAAACGGCUCGUGAGAGCAAUACGGAAUUUGAUGCAUUUCAGCAUGAGCGUUCAGCCCUGCAUGGGCCCAAUGCAAUUCUCAGCAACAUAAGCAUUGAACAGACAGAUUCGAAUCCAGCUCUGAUGGAGCGCGCAUGGCAACAGAAUCCGCAUUACAUGUCUGUAAAAGUGCAGCAGGAUGGCCACCGAUUCAUUGAUGCAAUUGAGUCGGAGCUACAUGCACCUGAAGCGGGUGCGCCGUCCCAUGAAUUUGACUCGAUGCGGCCCCUCGUUCAUCUAGAAGAGACCUGGCGUCCACCAUCGCCCUCGCAGGGACUUUCAAUGAGCCGCGAGCAGUACGCGAUGCACGAAAACCUCGCCAAAUUGCAAACGGGGACCGGAAACGACAUUCAACCAUUCCGACAAGCCGAGAGUAUUCAGCCACCAGAGGAUGAUGCUGCCCUGGAAGAAGGUGUGUAUGCCCGCACGCCUGAAGCGGCGCUAGAAAGUGUAUGGAAUCCACAAAAGGCGCGUAUGUCGCGAGUCGCUCAUUUUCGCGAAGCAACUGCUGGAUCCAUUCCUUCUUCGUCUUAUACCAAAGUUCGUGGACAGGCGAUUGUCGACCGUCUGCGCGGCUGGCUUGUGCGCGAAGGAUAUGCAGAUGAAGUGUACGGACUUCCGCCCUUGACUGCGAAAAUGUUUGGCGAAGCGACGAUGGAUGCUCCGGAUGCUAAAACAGAAGAACGUCGAGCUACAGCUAUCCGACGUCUCGAUGCACUGUACCGGCACUUAUCUAUAUCGCAAACGGAAAAAGGAGAUCGCCGAAUCAAUCGCGAGCGCUGUGGUGCAUCGGAAAUGGAAGCAUGGCUCCAGAAAAACCAUUAA
Molecule: messenger RNA, 1005 nt
Organism: Malassezia globosa CBS 7966
Lineage: Eukaryota; Fungi; Basidiomycota; Malasseziomycetes; Malasseziales; Malasseziaceae
Exons: 1
Coding region: 1-1005 (334 amino acids)
Source: RefSeq, a predicted model, not a curated record